Messenger RNA from Acanthopagrus latus (yellowfin seabream), 876 nucleotides. It is a transcript of the gene arpc3, whose product is annotated as actin related protein 2/3 complex, subunit 3. Bases 132 to 668 code for a protein of 178 amino acids. The transcript has 7 exons. Gene Ontology annotation, biological process: regulation of actin filament polymerization; Arp2/3 complex-mediated actin nucleation. The record is from RefSeq and is a predicted model, not a curated record. Gene Ontology annotation, cellular component: cytoskeleton; Arp2/3 protein complex. Gene Ontology annotation, molecular function: actin filament binding. NCBI's taxonomy places the organism in Eukaryota, Metazoa, Chordata, Actinopteri, Spariformes, Sparidae.
AUGUGGCAGCUACGCUACAUAGCAUGUAGCCACUUCCUGUAUAGCUGAAGGGUGGGACAGGCGGAAGAGGAGUCCGGAGGUGCUACCAUAUUUCUUUCGCUGAGCAGUUGGACUGAUAUUUAUCGCUCAGCAUGCCGGCGUAUCACUCGAGCCUGAUGAUCCCCGAAACCAGGCUGGUGGGGAACAUGGCUCUGCUUCCCCUCAAAACCCAGUUCAAGGGACCAGCCAGGGGAGACGGCAUUGACUCAGACAUCAUUGAUGAGGCUAUCUACUACUUCAAGGCCAACGUUUUCUUUAAGAACUAUGAAAUCAAGAACGAGGCAGACAGGACGCUGAUCUAUGUCACACUCUACAUUUCUGAGUGCCUAAAGAGGCUACAGAAGUGCAGCUCCAGGAGCCAGGGAGAGAAGGAGAUGUACACUCUGGGCAUCACCAACUUCCCCAUUCCUGGAGAGCCUGGCUUCCCGCUCAACGCUAUGUACAUUAAACCUGCCAACAAGCAGGAGGAAGAGACUAUGAGGGCGUACCUCCAGCAGAUCCGCCAGGAGACCGGCCUGAGGCUAUGCGACCGAGUGUUUGACUCCCAGACAGACAAACCCAGCAAGUGGUGGGUGUGCUUUGUCAAGAAGCAGUUCAUGAACAAAAGUCUGUCUGCUCCUGGACAGUGAACAUCUCAGGACCCACAGUUUCUAUUCUACACCUGCAAGAUGGAUGGAUGAAUGGAAUUUUUUUCUUUGGGUGGGUGGGAUGUGCUUUUGUGUUGCUAAGAUGAUUUUAUACUCUUUCAGUUUAAGGAUAUGUCUUGUCUUGUCUGGAUGUCGACCAUAUUGAGCUGGUGCUUAAUUCAAUAAAGUGGUCAUGGAGAUUGGAAAAUGA